AAAAUUAUGGAGGCUUCCUAUCGUCUAUGUGCGAAGGGAUUUCGACUUGCUUCUAAUCCAAACGUCAGUUUCAAGUGUUUGAGACUGUGCUCAUCGUCAAGAUCUAGAAAAACUAGAGCCGAUGGGAAAUCAUUCUAUGAUAUACUAGACGUUGAAAGCUCUGCCACCAGACAAGAGAUCAGAGAAGCAUUUAUUAUCAAGUCUAAACAGUGCCAUCCAGAUAAAGACCUCACUAACCGACAACUUCAUCAAGAAUUUGUGUUGAUCAAUGAAGCAUAUAAUGUUCUGAAUGAUCCCAUACAGCGCAGGAAUUAUGACAUUCAGCUUCGUCACUUGUCGUUUAAUCCAUUAUCACACUAUAGUAGUCAAACAAGUGCAAACACAGUCUAUCACAGGAGUGAACAGUGGAGGGACAUACAGUUCACUCGAGAAGAGUAUUACCGUGACAGACGAAGUCGCAACUUGAAAAUGGCUGGCUUGUUGGUAAUUAUCGUGAUCACAGGAGCAAUUGUACAAUAUAAACGAUUGCACAAACGAUACAUCUGUGUUGCUGAUUGAUUUUGCAAGUCCACCUCAAGAGUAUUGCAAUGCCGCAUUUGCCACAGAACUCUUCAUUUCUAAAGCAAAUGGCCUGAUAGAGCAGCAACACCAACAAAAUGAUAUGUACCACAAGGAAUAUGCUACCUUGAACUUUCUACAAGACACUGUCAUUAGAUUAGACCCCUGGUGGUAGUUUAAACCAUAAGGGUGUGUACUUAAGUAAGGUGAAUAGUGCAAUAGUAGCUCAAGAAGUCUCUUAACCUUGAGAUGAAGAUUCCUAAACAAUAUAGACCAGAAACAGUGGACCAUCGCUAUUCAUUGUCACUUUCAGACCAACAUUGUGAAAGCAACCUAUUUUGUGAUGAAACUGUGUUUGAGUCUUCUGUCAUGUGACUGGAGUUAGCCACACAUUACUUUGUCAUAGUAUAAUUUUAGCUAUUUUAUCAGUUGAUUUCAAUGCAUAACUUCUGGCCAGGCUUCUUCACUACUAAUGAAAAAAUAAAUUUUAUAAUUGUGUUAUUCACAAACUUUUUUAGGCCAAAGAUUUCAGAACCAAUUCCUAUGUCUUCAUCAAUAGACGAUAUUUGGGGGCGGAGCUUCUACAGCAUGCGCAAUCUCGACGCACCUUUCGCCGAUCUCGCUGUACACGAAGUCCACGUUUCCGGGUCUGCUUCUGAACCGUAGAUCAUCUUGCUGUUGACUAGGCUUUGUAAGUAAGUUCACCACUUACCAUUUCGUGCAUCUUGUGAGAGACUUUGCCUGCGUAGAUGUUGUAGCGCACUAGUUACUUAGCGUACGUUAGUUGACGUCAUUAGGUAGCGCCUAUAUAACUUGUGAAUUUGCUAGACUAGCGUAGUAUUGAUCGUGUACCGUGUAGUACGUGUAUUGUGCAGUACGGUGUAUCGUCUACUUAUA
Molecule: messenger RNA, 1455 nt
Organism: Corticium candelabrum
Lineage: Eukaryota; Metazoa; Porifera; Homoscleromorpha; Homosclerophorida; Plakinidae
Product: dnaJ homolog subfamily C member 4-like
Exons: 6
Coding region: 7-558 (183 amino acids)
Source: RefSeq, a predicted model, not a curated record